CGUCUGCUUAAGCUCUAUUUCUCUAGUAUAGGGUCUAUGUUUCUAUUUAUUAGCGAAAAGCAGGUCCUGAACAACUUUUAUUUAUUGAAGAACAAAGACAUCUCUGAUGCUAGAAAGAGCUGGCUUUGUCUCUUGAAUGCUAUUUUUGCUUUUGCGACACUUAUGAACGCUGAGGGGGAAAUCCAAGAUAAAUCUUGUGCUGUAGAUGCUGAUGUAUUUUAUAAUAAGGCCUUGGCGCUU
Bipolaris maydis ATCC 48331 is the source of this 240-nucleotide messenger RNA. RefSeq lists its product as uncharacterized. Lineage: Eukaryota; Fungi; Ascomycota; Dothideomycetes; Pleosporales; Pleosporaceae. The record is from RefSeq and is a predicted model, not a curated record.